This is a messenger RNA of Schistosoma mattheei, 2187 nucleotides long. NCBI's taxonomy places the organism in Eukaryota, Metazoa, Platyhelminthes, Trematoda, Strigeidida, Schistosomatidae. The record is from the annotation of a GenBank genome assembly.
AUGACUUCAUCUUCUAUCAUUUGUGAAUCAUUCAAUUCAGAUAUUCAAUAUUCUGAAUUGACUCCAAUUGAUUUAAAUACUACGAAUACAAUUACAACAUCAUCUAAUAUCAUAGAUCCUAUUACUACUACUACUACUAUUAUUAUUACUCCUCCUCCUCCUGCUACUAAUACUACUACUACUGCUACUGUUACAAAUGAUAUAGAAAGUAGUAUAAUUCAUGAAAAUAACAAUUUACCUGUACGUUGUAAAUCAUUAGAAAUAAAAUCAACAGAAAAAUCUUUAAUAAAUUCUACUUCAAAGAAACGUCAUCGAAAAGAAUGUAUUAUAGAUGUAAAGAAACGAAGAACUGUGGAUGAUAAUAUGCUUCAAGUUGGUUCAAUGAUUCCUGAACCAUCAGCAGUUUAUAAUUAUACUACUAAUAAAACAUAUGAAUAUGAUGAAUUAAUUCAUGAUUAUCCAAAAUUUAAAUCUUUUAAUCAACAAGUAAAUAUGAAUAGAACGUAUUCACAUUGGAUGAAUUCAUAUGAACAGUUUGAAAAUAAUAAAGAAGAACUGACAAAUGAACUAUCUACAAAUCGUAUACAAUUAAAACAAUCGAUUAAAAAAGGCUCCACACGUGAGAAUAUACCAAAAACAUUGACGAAUAAUGGUAAUUGGAACACUUUCAAUGAUACAAUGAAUGUUAAUCAUCAUAAAGAUGAAAUAGAUAAUGAAUUAUCAUCUGCAUCGGAGCUUACAACUGCUGCGUAUAAUAAUUUUGUACGUCGUGUAGUUGAUGAUACAUUGGAUCGUACAGUGACAUUUUGUGAACAACCAAGACAUGCUAUAACAGCUUUAGAAAAUAUUUGUACAAGAGCAUGGCCUCAAUUAGAAGUGAAACGUCAUCGUAAUCGAAUACGUGCCUAUCUUAAGGCAUGUAGACGUAAUUCCAAAAAGAAUAAAGGUCAAAUCAAUAUGAAAGAACCACCGGCAAAUGGUUUGUCAAUUGAAGCUCGACAGCUUGUAUCAAAAGCGUUAACUUUAGUAGCUGGAGAUUUAGACUACUUAAGACAAACGAUGCAAGCAGAGAAAGUUAAAAACGAAUCAUUAUUUUCUUCAUCAAAAUUAGACAAUUCAAGUGAGAAAUCAUACUCUGCCGCUUCCACCACUAGGAAACGAUCUCCUACAAGUUAUUCAUCAAAAAUGAAUUUAUCCACCAUAACAACAACAACAACAGCAACAGCGAACAGUUUAGAUUUCACAGAUAUUUCUAAACCGAGACAUGAUCAAUUUGAAACUUAUGGCGCUGAUGGGAAUUAUUUAGCCACUGCGGCAGCGGCAGCAGCAGCUGCCACAGCGAUGGCUGCUGUUAAUCCAGCUAAUCUGUUGAAAUUAUUACCAACUCCAAUACAAUUAAACAAUAAUACAUAUUCAUCUAAUAAUAUUAAUAUAAAUACGACUGCUACUAGUACUUCCUAUUCUUUAACUACUUCACCUUUCACAUCAUCGUCAUCAUCAUCAGUAUUUUCAAAUUCACCUAGAUUAUUAAAUAAUGACAAUGUGAAUAAUAAUGAAAAUAUCAAUGUUACUACAACUACUACUAAUAGUAAUAAUAGUAGUAUUGAUUUUGAUGCGAAACAUGAUCAACUAUUAACUAUACAGGGAAAAUAUUCUAAACGAAAUAAAUUGUUAUCACAUACAACAUGGUUCGAUGAUGAUCAUUUGUUCCAGGCCAGUAAUAAUAAUAAUAAUAACAAUGGUAAUAAUGGUCACUCCUCAAGUCCUAAGUUGAAUGAGCAUAAAUUUAUAUCAUCAGAUAAAGAUUUCAAUAUAGAAUCAGAGAUAAACAGACAAUCUAAUUUAAUUAACUUUUAUCGUUUAUAUUUGUCAAAUGAUCCAAGCCAUAAUAAUAAUAAUAAUAACAAUAAUAAUGAUUUGAAAUAUUGUUCACCACCGCCUGCACAUAUUAGUUCAACUCAAUACAGUCCGAUAAUUAAUCAAAUAUUGGACAGACUAACAGAUUCAUCAUUAUUAACUCACAAUGAUGUGGAAUUUUUCAUACAAAAUUAUGAAAUUACCAAAGUUGCCAUUCAACAAGCACGUUGUAGAUCGAAUUUAAUUUUGAAGAAAAUUGAAAUUGUAGAAAAUCAAAUUAAAUCUUCUUCAAUAAUCAAUUCAAAGACAAUGCCAUUAAAUCUAUCUUGA